GUUAAAAACAAUGAUUAGUAUUAGAUGUUCACAUUUUAGAAACUUCUGCAACCGAGCCAAAGCCGAAUAUGUACAGGGUCAAAGUCCAACUCCUGGAAUACGUGAAUAUUUUUACUACGUUGAUCACAAUGGGAUGCUUUUUCAGGAUGAUUCACGUAUGAAGCAUUUCACUGCUGCGCUCAAAGAAAAGAAACUACUUUACAACUUCUUCAAAAGAUUGAAGCCGAAUGAGACUGGACGGUACAUGGAGGAAUUUAAGUACAUAUCUUUGUGUGGCAGAGAAAGAAACUUUGUUCGAAGUCUGGACCGUCCUAUAGUAUUUACUCAUAUCAAAAAACUAAAGAUAAGAGGUGAAGAGAAUUGGUACCUGGAGCAUAACUGGGCAGAAGAACUUCUUGUCCAACCCUUCAAACCUAAUCUUAUAUGUAUGGUGCCAAACACUGGUCGAGUUUAUCAUCCAGGCCCCAGCCUAGCUGGUGGGAUAGGACUUGUAUCUGAUAAACUAUCUAUACAGUGGACUACAGAGUCCAGGUUCAGGUAGGAUAGAUAGAUAGAGGAACCAGCCUAGCU
Molecule: messenger RNA, 570 nt
Organism: Eurytemora carolleeae
Lineage: Eukaryota; Metazoa; Arthropoda; Copepoda; Calanoida; Temoridae
Product: UPF0598 protein C8orf82 homolog
Exons: 8
Coding region: 11-541 (176 amino acids)
Source: RefSeq, a predicted model, not a curated record